Messenger RNA from Rhodofomes roseus, 684 nucleotides. RefSeq lists its product as uncharacterized. Gene Ontology annotation, molecular function: protein binding. The coding region runs from base 45 to 575 and encodes 176 amino acids. The transcript is spliced from 2 exons. The record is from RefSeq and is a predicted model, not a curated record. Lineage: Eukaryota; Fungi; Basidiomycota; Agaricomycetes; Polyporales; Fomitopsidaceae.
CAAUAUGUAGGGCAGCGACCGAAAACCACGGUAUAAUCACGGACAUGAACGUUCAAGAUAUCCAAUUGCCAUGGUUAACGAACUUCCCAAACCCAAGGAACGUCCCGUACAGGUUGCCCAUGUAUCAUAGUGAAGACUAUGCACCCUUCCCGCAAGAGCUGACUGAUCGCAUCUGCGAGCACCUAUGGGAUGAUCUCGUAACGCUCGCGAGUUGUUGCCGCGUCUGCCGCGCUUGGUACCACGCUGCGCGGCGUGUCUUCUGGGAUCGAGAGACGUUCGUGGAAAACCGUGCAAGGUUGAAGGACAUUGCGCAUGUCCUCCUGGCGAAGCGUAACCAACCAUACUUCGAGCAGUGCAACCGGCUGUCGAUACAUGAUAACCGUCAAGAGCCGUUCGCACGUACAUGGCCCUUGCUCAUACCUGGACACGUUCUACCGAGACUGAGUCAGGUAUUCCUCAAUGGCCUUGACUGGUCGACCGCUGGGCCCCAUCGUCUCUUCUACGACCGCCUCUCAUUUUAUACCAGCGUUUAUGGCGGCCCGUUUGUGGAAAUAAUCGGAUCGCACGAAAUGUAACAGUACCUACGAAAAGUAUAAUAAAUGCACGAAAUGUGCAAUCACGAAAAGUUUGGAACCACUCACGAAAAGUUUGGAUGAUCACGAAACUCGGAAGGGUACACGAAAU